GAAGCGGAGGACGGCGAUGAAGACCAGAAAGAGGCUCGAAGGGGCGACAUGCUGGACUCGUCCUCCAGAAUAAUGAAGAAUUUAACACCAGGAGGGGGAGCAAUGGCAGCGCCGAGCAGGAACUCCAACAACAAUGAUCUCCGCGUCGCGCACGCCAAGGACUUCGCUUCUGCCUUAUGUGAAGACACCACGCAAUCCGCGUUCCUCCUCUGCCAGGGAGAUGCCUCCAGCUUUUGCGCCCCGGUCACCAGGUGUGGCGCGGAAAAGACCCCAGGCGAGGAUGGCACCGGACGGAGAUGCGUAAUCAACGGAGACUGCAGAAAAGACGCGGCCACCUCCGGGAGCUUGUCCUCGAUUCUCUCUAAACAGGAGAAGCAGACAGGUGGAGGUGGUCACUCCGCCACCGCCAGCAUGGAUGGCUCGGUCACUCCUUUAGCACAGGGAGCCACAGAAAAGAAGGACUCGAGAGUUUCUUUCUCAAACGCGCCUAGCAGAAAAGCGUCCUCACCUGCCCACGGAGCGACCCCGAACCAGCAGCCAGGGAAUUUUGUCAGCUUUCCCAAGUCCGAGGAUGGACAGAUUGUGGCAGACGACGGAGACUCAAGUGACAAUCAAACUUAUAUGCAGAGACAGUUCAGUUCCAUGCUACAGCCCGGGGUCAAUAAAUUCUCGCUGCGUAUGUUUGGGAGCCAAAAGGCAGUGGAGAAAGAGCAAGAACGGGUCAAGUCGGCCGGCAAUUGGAUCAUUCAUCCUUACAGUGAUUUCAGGUUCUACUGGGAUUUCACAAUGCUUAUGUUUAUGGUGGGCAACUUGAUUAUCAUCCCUGUGGGCAUCACCUUUUUCAAGGAGGAGACCACCACUCCUUGGAUUAUCUUCAAUGUGGUGUCCGACACUUUCUUCCUCAUGGACCUGGUACUGAACUUUCGUACAGGCAUUGUCUAUGAAGACAACACAGAGAUAAUACUGGACCCUGAAAAGAUCAAGAAGAAGUACCUGAAGACGUGGUUUGUGGUAGACUUUGUCUCAUCCAUUCCGGUGGAUUAUAUCUUUCUCAUCGUAGAGAAAGGGAUUGACUCUGAGUUUUACAAGACAGCAAGGGCGUUGCGGAUUGUGCGUUUCACCAAGAUCCUCAGUCUACUGCGACUUCUUAGACUGUCCAGACUCAUUCGGUACAUCCAUCAAUGGGAGGAGAUCUUUCACAUGACCUAUGACCUGGCCAGUGCGGUAAUGCGCAUCUUCAAUCUAAUUGGCAUGAUGUUGCUGCUGUGCCACUGGGACGGCUGUCUGCAGUUCUUGGUGCCCAUGCUUCAGGACUUCCCUUCAGACUGUUGGGUGUCCCUUAACAAGAUGGUGAACGACUCCUGGAGUGAGCUGUAUUCCUUUGCCCUGUUUAAGGCCAUGAGCCAUAUGCUGUGUAUUGGGUAUGGACGGCAGGCCCCUGAGAGUAUGUCUGAUAUCUGGUUGACCAUGCUGAGUAUGAUUGUUGGAGCCACCUGCUACGCCAUGUUUAUUGGUCAUGCCACUGCUCUCAUACAGUCGUUGGACUCUUCCCGUCGCCAGUACCAGGAGAAGUACAAGCAAGUUGAGCAGUAUAUGUCUUUCCACAAACUUCCGGCCGAUUUCCGGCAGAAGAUCCACGACUACUAUGAGCAUAGAUACCAGGGCAAGAUGUUUGAUGAAGAAAGCAUUUUGGAAGAGUUGAACGAGCCAUUGCGAGAGGAAAUAGUCAACUUUAACUGCCGAAAGUUAGUGGCAUCCAUGCCGCUCUUCGCCAACGCAGAUCCCAACUUUGUGACAGCUAUGUUAACAAAGCUUCACUUCGAGGUCUUCCAACCAGGAGAUUACAUCGUUCGUGAGGGAACCAUAGGAAAGAAGAUGUACUUCAUUCAGCAUGGUGUAGUCAGCAUUCUGACCAAAGGAAAUAUUGGCAUGAAGCUCUCUGACGGCUCCUACUUUGGGGAGAUCUGCCUGUUGACCCGUGGAAGAAGAACUGCCAGUGUUCGAGCAGACACCUACUGCCGUCUAUACUCACUCUCUGUAGACAACUUCAAUGAAGUAUUAGAGGAGUACCCCAUGAUGAGGAGAGCCUUUGAGACGGUAGCAAUCGACCGCCUUGACCGAAUAGGCAAGAAGAACUCCAUCCUUAUGCAUAAAGUACAGCAUGAUCUCAACUCUGGUGUCUUCAACAACCAUGAGAACGAGAUGAUUCAGGAGAUUGUCAAGUAUGAUCGGGAAAUGGUUAAAUUGGUGAAACAAGGAGACAUGCAGCGGCCCAGGGCCAUGUCCAUGACUCCUUCAACCCAUGGUAGCUUUUUUGGACCUUCCAGCCAGCCCUCCACCAGUUCUGCCAUUGCCACCCUCCAGCAAGCUGUGGCCAUGAGUUUCUGCCCCCAGAUGGGCAACUCUCUAGUUGGUUCUGGGGCCGUCCAAUCUCCCUGCAUGGUGAGGCGGUUCCAGGUGGUCCAGAGCCAGACUCCCCCAGGCUCCCAGUACUCUACAUUAGCCCUUGCCUCAGCUCUUGCCAACACACCUGUCCAUAGCCCUCUGGCCACAACUGGUCGAACUUUCCAGUAUGGUUCCAGCCCUCCGGGUGCACCCUCGGGCUCCCAGCUAUCCCUUGUACACCAACACGUUCCCAGCCCCACACAUCGACCACCAGGCCCCAGGAGCACUCUAAGCCAGGAUGCCCGAGCUCUGUCUGCAUCCCAGCCAUCCUUGCCCCAUGAUUUGGUGCAACCAGCUGCCCCAAGUCCUGCCCAGUCAACCAGAGUCUCCUCCACCUCCAUUGGCCCCGCUCAUAACCUUCCAGGUCCUGCAGGUCUCAGAGGUAGCAGCCCUCUAAGAAUGGCACUGCCCCACCAAAUGUCUGUAGGUGCAUUCCCCCCCGCUUCCCUCCCCCAGAUGAGACCCAGCUUGGAUUCAGGACUGCCCAAGAAGGAUUCAAUAAUCAGCCUGCCAGAGACUGACCACCACCCCAGAUCUAGAUUAUCGUCAAAUUUGUGACAAUGAUGGAACUGGUGGGCACUGCCAGUGUUGGGAACCUGUGGACAUUCCCUCACCAAUAACUUUUCCCAUUCCUUUGUCACACUUUGGAUUUUACUCUCAGAAUGUAUGUGGUGUGACCGGCCACAAAAAAAAAAACAUAUAACGAACAACAUCCAUCCAUCCAUCCAUCCAUCCAUCCAUCGUCAACCGCUUAUCCUGUGUACAGGGUCGCGGGGGGCUGGAGCCUAUCCCAGCUAACAUUGGGCGAAAGGCGGGGGACACCCUGGACAGGUCGCCAGUCCAUCGCAGUAACGAACAACAUAUCUGUUUAAUUCCUAACAGAAUUGAGACAUUUCCAUUGUACCUAUAAUAUAAACAUCAAUGUAGCUUGCACCAACACAGUUUGCCUCUUUUGGAUUGUUUUCUUUAUUGUAGCUGUUCACAAAGAUUACAAAUGUACCAACCUUUUAUAUUCUGUAAUCCAAAUGAUGCAUACUGACAUGAAUACCAGGACAUUGCAGUUUGCUUUUAAUCAAAACGUAGGAGGUUAUUCCCUCUUUUCAACAUGAACCAGCUAGACAAUAUAUAUUUAACCUAUAAUGUUCAAUAUUAGAAUUGUUAUAGGCAGAUCAGUGGAAUCCAGGUUAUGAAAAGGGAUGAAUUCUUACUGGAAUUGCUGUCCAUGUUUUUUUUUCAAGUCUUUUGGUAUUCAGACCAAAGUUGGGCCAAAAGAAAAAUGUUACCAUGAGGUUACAUGUAAAGGUGUGUCAAAUGAAAUGAAAGGAUACAAAUAUAAUUGAAUUGCAUUGAUUUUGACUAAAACUUUGUG
This is a messenger RNA of Xyrauchen texanus (razorback sucker), 3814 nucleotides long. RefSeq names its product potassium/sodium hyperpolarization-activated cyclic nucleotide-gated channel 2-like. The record is from RefSeq and is a predicted model, not a curated record. NCBI's taxonomy places the organism in Eukaryota, Metazoa, Chordata, Actinopteri, Cypriniformes, Catostomidae. The transcript has 8 exons. Gene Ontology annotation, biological process: transmembrane transport; potassium ion transport. Bases 49 to 3003 code for a protein of 984 amino acids. Gene Ontology annotation, cellular component: membrane. Gene Ontology annotation, molecular function: voltage-gated potassium channel activity.